Messenger RNA from Podospora anserina S mat+, 765 nucleotides. RefSeq lists its product as uncharacterized. The coding region runs from base 1 to 765 and encodes 254 amino acids. The record is from RefSeq and is a predicted model, not a curated record. Gene Ontology annotation, cellular component: mitochondrion. Gene Ontology annotation, biological process: mitochondrial respiratory chain complex I assembly; mitochondrial electron transport, NADH to ubiquinone. Lineage: Eukaryota; Fungi; Ascomycota; Sordariomycetes; Sordariales; Podosporaceae. The transcript has a single exon.
AUGGAAGGUGUCACCGGCCCCCAAGGUCCCCGCGAACUCUUCGACUUCCGCACCCCCUCCUCCAUCGAAGACUGCAAAGUCAUGUCCGACGACGAAAUCGGCGGCCUCUCCACCUCCCACCUCGACUGGAUCGUCGCCCCCCCAGCCGGCUCUGUCCCCGCCUCCCAGCUCCCAUCGCCCAACUCCCCCGGCUACGCCAAAUUCUACGGCAACAUCUCCACCCACCUCCCAGCCGACCGACCAGAUAUCAAACGAACGGGGUAUGCCGCGUUUCGAACACAAGACCGGCCGCGUAAUCUCUUUACCAGAGGACUGUGGGACAUCGAUCCGUACAUCUACCUCGCAUUGCGAGUCAAAUCAGACGGGAGGAGUUACUUUGUCAAUGUGCAGACAGAAUCGAUUGUACCGACGGAUCUACAUCAGCACAGGUUGUUUGUCAAGAAGCCGGGGGAGUGGGAGACGGUGUUGAUCAAGUGGAACAAUUUCGUCAGGACGAACCACGGGUUUGUGGUAGAGCCGCAGACGGAGAUCUUGAGGCAAAAGGUCAAGAGUAUUGGGGUGGGGUUGACGGAUAGGAUACCGGGGCCGUUUGAGCUUUGUAUUGAGAGGAUGUGGGCGACGAAUGACGAGAGCGAUGCGGAUCAGGUGGUGGAUGCUUCUGCUGCCGUUGCUGCGCCGGAACAGGAGGCGCCGGUGGUGGAGACGAAACAGGAGGGGGAUUUGAAGACGAAGAGGGGGGAGAAGGUUGCUUGGGGGAGUCGGUAG